GAUUCUGAUAGUAAUCUUAUUACGGGUGUUGUGAGACGGUUUGUCCCUCGUCGGUCACCGUACUGCACUCAAACUCGAGUGACGGCUCAGAUUAUUCUCACAAGAUUAAGAAAGUUUGCGGCUCAAGAUGUCGCCGUUUGUUCUUCUGAUGUUGUCGUGGAUGAUGGUGGCCGUGCGGGCAGGCGAUUGUCCCUGUGAGUCACCACAACUGUGCCAACAGAUUCGAGCGGAAAGGGAGUUUGAGGUGUUUGUAUUCGACGUUGGUAAAAAGACAUGGAAGUGGUACGACUGGGACCUGGUGACCACGGUGGCCAUGUUUGGGGAAUAUGAUGCGGAACUCAUGUGCUAUGCUCACUCCAAAGGAGCACGUGUUGUCCUUAAAGGUGACGUUCCCCUCUCCAACAUGGUGGACCCUGGCAACAGAACCGCCUGGAUAACUGAGAAGCUCAACUUGGCCAAGAGUCAGUUUAUGGACGGGAUCAACAUCGAUAUCGAACAAGCGGUGGAUGAAAACUCACCCGAGUAUUUCGCCUUAAACAGCUUGGUGAAAGAGACGACGGAGAUGUUUCACCAGGAGAUUCCCGGCUCGCAGGUGUCAUUCGAUGUCGCCUGGUCGCCCAAAUGCAUCGACAAACGCUGCUAUGACUACGUCACCAUCGCCGAGUCGUGUGACCUGGUGUUUGUCAUGUCGUACGACGAGCAGAGCCAGAUCACAGGCGACUGCAUCGCCAUGGCAAACGCUCCCAUAGCUCAGACAACUGAGGCUUACGACCUGUAUCUGAACCUGAGUGUGGAUCGGAACAAGCUGCUGGUGGGUGUUCCCUGGUACGGCUAUGACUAUCCCUGCAUCAACUUCUCACUGGAGGGCGUCUGCACUAUUCCAAAAGUCCCGUUCCGUGGCGCCCCCUGCAGUGAUGCAGCGGGGAAGCAGAAACCCUACAGCUGGAUCGUGAAGCAGAUCAACAGCUCCAUCUCUGGCCGCCUGUGGGAUGACAACCAGAAGGCUCCCUACUUCAAUUACAAGGAUCCAACGGGACAGAUCCACCAGGUCUGGUACGACGACCCUGAGAGUCUUUGUCUGAAGGCAAACUUGGUGAAGCUGAAAGGUCUGAGAGGCAUCGGCAUGUGGAACGGCAACAUCCUGGACUACAGUGACGACCCGGUGGCCAGGCAACAGACUGCGAUGAUGUGGAAGGCGCUUCUGGGAUGCUAGACUUCCUCCCUUCACACCUACUUGUUUGGUCAACACACGCCGCUUUGUUCUGCGCUGCACUGGCCGCUGCUAUUCAGUGUAGCCAUUGACAUUCCACUGAUUCUCCGCGGAGCAGAGCCCUACACUGAGGGCAUUUUCCAUAAAUACAUAAAAAUAAAAGGUUUAUCCCGAC
Molecule: messenger RNA, 1385 nt
Organism: Synchiropus splendidus (mandarinfish)
Lineage: Eukaryota; Metazoa; Chordata; Actinopteri; Syngnathiformes; Callionymidae
Gene: ctbs
Product: chitobiase, di-N-acetyl-
Exons: 7
Coding region: 128-1213 (361 amino acids)
Biological process (GO): chitin catabolic process; carbohydrate metabolic process
Cellular component (GO): extracellular region
Molecular function (GO): chitin binding; chitinase activity
Source: RefSeq, a predicted model, not a curated record